Talpa occidentalis (Iberian mole) is the source of this 5320-nucleotide messenger RNA. RefSeq names its product mbt domain containing 1 (gene MBTD1). Gene Ontology annotation, biological process: regulation of DNA-templated transcription. Gene Ontology annotation, cellular component: nucleus. The record is from RefSeq and is a predicted model, not a curated record. Lineage: Eukaryota; Metazoa; Chordata; Mammalia; Eulipotyphla; Talpidae. Bases 330 to 2216 code for a protein of 628 amino acids. Gene Ontology annotation, molecular function: zinc ion binding. The transcript is spliced from 17 exons.
UAAUGUUGUUGAUAUCCUGGGGCCACCCGAGUUAAAGGGGGGAAAUCCGGGGGCUGCCGCAGCCGCCGCCGGUCUGGGCCCAACCGGGGCUCCCCUGUAGUCGCCGUAAUCCCAGGGAGAGGCGCCAGCCCCCAGCUCGGGGAGGGGGCGCCGCGGGCCCGGGGAGCACGGACAGCCCCUACCCAUGAGGCCCUGAUGGAAAACACAAAGGAUCUGAGUCGGAAGAGACGUUAGAGGUCACCCAAAGCAGCCGUCCCCUCUGCAGCCUCUCUGAAAAGUGACUGAACAAUUCUUCACAAUCCGAAAGGAAAAGAAGAGACUCAUUCGGGAUGUUUGACGGUUAUGAUAGCUGCAGUGAGGACACAAGUAGUAGCUCCAGCUCUGAAGAGAGUGAAGAAGAAGUUGCUCCUUUAGCUUCUAAUCUCCCAAUUAUCAAAAACAAUGGACAAGUCUACACAUACCCAGAUGGUAAAUCUGGCAUGGCUACCUGUGAAAUGUGUGGGAUGGUUGGCGUUCGAGAUGCUUUUUACUCUAAAACAAAGCGUUUCUGUAGCGUUUCGUGUUCAAGAAGUUACUCGUCAAACUCCAAGAAGGCAAGCAUUUUGGCCAGACUUCAGGGUAAGCCUCCAACAAAGAAAGCAAAAGUUCUUCAGAAACAACCUUUAGUUGCUAAACUAGCCGCAUAUGCUCAGUAUCAAGCUACCUUGCAAAAUCAAGCAAAGACUAAAGCAGCAGUUUCCAUGGAAGGUUUCAGCUGGGGUAACUACAUCAAUAGCAAUAGCUUUAUAGCAGCUCCAGUUACCUGCUUUAAACAUGCACCUAUGGGGACCUGCUGGGGUGAUAUCUCAGAAAAUGUGAGAGUAGAAGUUCCUAAUACAGACUGCAGCCUACCUACCAAAGUCUUCUGGAUUGCUGGAAUAGUAAAAUUAGCAGGUUAUAAUGCCCUUUUAAGAUAUGAAGGAUUUGAAAAUGACUCUGGUCUGGACUUCUGGUGCAAUAUAUGUGGUUCUGAUAUCCAUCCAGUUGGUUGGUGUGCAGCCAGUGGAAAACCUCUUGUCCCUCCUAGAACUAUUCAGCAUAAAUAUACAAACUGGAAAGCUUUUCUAGUGAAACGACUUACUGGUGCCAAAACUCUUCCUCCCGAUUUCUCACAAAAGGUUUCAGAGAGUAUGCAGUAUUCUUUCAAACCUUGCAUGAGAGUAGAAGUGGUUGACAAGAGACAUUUGUGUCGAACACGAGUAGCAGUGGUGGAAAGUGUAAUUGGAGGACGAUUAAGACUAGUCUAUGAAGAGAGCGAAGAUAGAACAGAUGACUUCUGGUGCCAUAUGCACAGCCCAUUAAUCCAUCAUAUUGGUUGGUCUCGAAGCAUAGGCCAUCGAUUCAAAAGAUCUGAUAUUACAAAGAAACAGGAUGGACAUUUUGAUACACCACCACAUUUAUUUGCUAAGGUAAAAGAAGUAGACCAGAGUGGGGAAUGGUUCAAGGAAGGAAUGAAAUUGGAAGCUAUAGACCCAUUAAAUCUUUCUACAAUAUGUGUUGCAACCAUUAGAAAGGUGCUGGCUGACGGAUUCCUAAUGAUUGGGAUCGAUGGCUCAGAAGCAGCAGAUGGAUCUGACUGGUUCUGUUAUCAUGCAACCUCCCCUUCUAUUUUCCCUGUUGGUUUCUGUGAAAUUAACAUGAUUGAACUUACUCCACCCAGAGGUUAUACAAAACUUCCUUUUAAAUGGUUUGACUACCUCAGGGAAACUGGCUCCAUUGCAGCACCAGUAAAACUAUUUAACAAGGAUGUUCCAAAUCAUGGAUUUCGUGUAGGAAUGAAAUUAGAAGCGGUAGAUCUCAUGGAGCCACGAUUAAUAUGUGUAGCCACAGUAACUCGAAUUAUUCAUCGUCUCUUGAGGAUACAUUUUGAUGGAUGGGAAGAAGAGUAUGAUCAGUGGGUAGACUGUGAGUCCCCUGACCUCUAUCCUGUAGGGUGGUGUCAAUUAACUGGAUAUCAACUACAGCCUCCAGCAUCACAGUCAUCAAGAGAAAGCCAAUCAGGUUCAUCAAAACAGAAGAAAAAGGCUAAGUCCCAGCAAUACAAAGGACAUAAGAAAAUGACUACAUUGCAGCUGAAGGAGGAGUUGAUAGAUGGAGAGGAUUAUAAUUUCCUCCAAGGAGCAUCUGAUCAGGAAAGCAAUGGUUCUGCCAACUUCUACAUCAAACAAGAGCCCUGACAUGGCUCAGAAACUGAGGGCGGGAGGGGAAGAAUUUUACACAGGACUGAUUUAUAGUCAAUCCAGCUGUACAGCGGGGCUAUUCUACUGGGACAUUUUGCUAAACAUAGAAAAUUUCAGUUCCAGAUUUUUCAGGUGGGUGGGGAAACUAUUUUAGUCGUGGGGGGAAAUUUUUCAAUUUAUAAAGAUGGACAAUUUUUGUGUUGUAUUUGAAGCUUUUGAAAGAAUUUUGUAAUAUUUUCCAAGUUUGGAUUUAUGUGCAUUGUUAACAAGAACUGAAAUUCUAACUUUUUUGGUAAGAUUAAAGUUUAGGUAGCAGGAUUGAAGGAAAUGAUUUGAGAAGGAUAUAGUUGUAAAUGCAAAUGAACUGUCAUUACAAAUGAACCUUUUUUGGUACUUGUUGAGAGAUUUGAGGAUUUUAGAAGUUAGGCCAGUCACAUCUCCAGCUUCCUUUGCUGCAGAAAUAUGCAACUGGACCCCCAUAUGGAGGGUUCAUCACCACAAAGAUCAUGGAAAGAGUGAUUAAUUCUGCUUGUUAGCAUUUUAUUGCAGACCAUUUUAAAUGUUUGUACAGAAUUGUUUUUCAUUCUGUGAAAAUUAGAGUUCUGUAUGAAACUGGAAGAACUCUGGAUACUUUUAUAUAUAAGUUCUCUUUUAAUUAAAAAAAUGGUUAAAAUUAUCUAACACUAAAGUGUUAAACUGGAAUGGUUGACAACAUAUACAGGAUAGGUCUACAUGUUGAGGGGUUGGGGGAAAUGCAAUAUUGUCCUAGGUUUAUUUUAUUUUCCUUACUAAAAAAUACCCCACAGAAGGAAUUCUGAUCAGUUCUCUGCCAUUUCCCUCCAUUUGUGAGAUAAUGUUUGGUAUAACCACACCCCAAAACAGAUGUUCUGUAUUACCAGAAGAAUCAAAAUUUGUGUAAAGCCAAAAUAAGUUUAGAUUUCACAAUCAUUCCAGCUCUGCUUUUAACUAUUCUGGAUUUUGUUAGAAAAAUAAUUUGAAAGAGAAUUGUCCUAAAAUUCCAUAUAUAUAUAUAUAUAUAUAUAUAUAUAUAUAGUAUGAAUUCUCUUUAAUGGUAUUCAGAAUUUAUUUUAAUAACUGAUUUGGACCAUUUUGAACAUUCCCUAUUUUGAAAUUCACAUGGCUUCCUUUAAAAAAGGAUGUAAGGGUAAAUUGGUGAAGUUUGCUCUCUGCAUUUUCUAACUUUCUGAGUUGUGACUGAAUGAGAGAGCUCUAGCGUUUACCAGUGAGGUUCAUAAACUAAACUCUCAGGAAUUAAUAGCAUCAGUUCUAGAAGUGCUUCUGGGUCUUAGCCUGACCUCUUCAGAGUGGUAAUAUUGACCAUCUCCUCUGGAAUAUAGGUAGGGCUAAUUAGAAAUUAAUCAAAAUGAUUAACCUCUACAGUCCUUCAGCCUAUGGAAUGCUUUAAAAUAUGUUAAUGGAAAGCCCCAGGAGACCAUUUUAGGUAAGAUUUUUGUUUGAAUUUUAAAAUGCGUAGAACGUUAAAAACCAGCAAUUUAUUUUCUAAAAUAUUGCUCUACUUUUGGGAAUAAUAGCAUUGGUAAUACGCACAGGUUUACCUCAUUCUAUGCAAGAGGGGUUAAUAACAUAAGGUUUUGUAGUUGCUACUGGAAGUAAAAUUUGUUAUUUUAUAGUGUAAGAAUGUAUGGAAUCGCAUGUCAACAUUUCUUAGUACUGACUCUUUAGGGGCAUAAAUGUAGAUCAUAUCAACGCCAAGUUGAUUUCUCAUGUGUCAAAUAUAUGUGAAUUCAGCUGUUAAAUUACUGGAUAUUUAUCUUAAACAAUAUUACUGAGAGGGACCUACUGUAAAUGUGACAUCCUCACACUUCCCAAAUCUUUAACUUUUAAGAAUCUUCCCGUAAACUUAAAACCUAGAAGACUUCCAAAGCAAGGGUCACAGCAGUCUUUAUUCUCAGGCUCAGUGAAUUAAACCCAAGACUGAUUCCAUUGACAUGGGCACUAGAAGCCAGUUGUAUGGCGUGCUCUACCAAUUCCUUGGGCUUAGGGGCUUGAUGAGGAACUGAAUAAACCAGGAGGGGUUUGAUUUGGAGCCUGGUAAUUAGUUCUGUGAAAUACUUAUUUGUAGCCAAGUUUUAUAAGCUUCCGAUUCUAGAGUAAAACCAGGCUCUGUGUAUUUUCAAGUUUCCCAGCUAUUCAUGAAGUGUUUGUCUUGAUCCCGUCACCAACAGUUAAAGGUUGGGCAGGACUUCCUACUAUCUGAACACAAUCUCAAGCCCUCUUCAUCAUUCAGACUCUUAACUCCUACUGCUGAUGAACGGUAAAUAAAUUAAUGCAGAGGAGAUUUAUGUCUCAGCCAUAACUCCAACUGUACAACUCAACAGCAGCCCCAUUCUCUUAUGGUUAUUCAAAAUGUACUGCUGACCUUGGGUUUGUUUUUGGUUUUUUUCCUGUUAGGGUUAUUUGGGUUUUUGUUUUUUGUUUUUUUGGUAGUUAAAAAUCUUUAACCUUUUCCUUGCUAUGUAUGAGGAAAGCUCAAGCUGUUAUCAACUUCUUAUUCUACGGAUACUAACACGGGUUUUCAGUGUUUGUUUGUUUUUAUUAUUAUUAAUUUUGCGUGAUGUGAAUACCCUCUCCCAUCAAUAUUUGUAUUAUGGUGCUAUAUAUUUGGUAAUGAUCCUUUACUAUUGGGAAGGGAUUUUAAAAAUACUGUGAUUAAACUGGGUUUCUUCCUUUGAUUUUCAUAUUUUAAAUAAAGCCACAGUCAUUUAUACAAAUGAAAAGCAUCUGUCCCUGGGCAAAUCUUUUGAGGACAGAGGUCAAAGUAAACUGCAUAAGGUUUUUACAUCAUUUCUGUAUGUAUUUGAUAUAUAGAUCAAUAUCUGUACAAAUUUAAUCUUUUAUUUUCUUGGUAACUUGUGAUCAUUGAGAAAGUCUUUGAAACUUUCUCAUGAAGUGUAUAUAAUGCGUGAAAAAUUCCUUUGGAGAAAUUUGUUCUUUUCAUUUUUACCAAACUGCAGAUUUUCAGCAUGGAUGUGAAAAGCAUUAAAAUUAUAACUUUGUGUACAAGAUGAAAGUAAUUCACUAAAUUUGCCUUUUUUUACACAAAAUAAAAUGUUAAAGUU